Molecule: messenger RNA, 1387 nt
Organism: Etheostoma cragini (Arkansas darter)
Lineage: Eukaryota; Metazoa; Chordata; Actinopteri; Perciformes; Percidae
Gene: tomm6
Product: translocase of outer mitochondrial membrane 6 homolog (yeast)
Exons: 3
Coding region: 571-1359 (262 amino acids)
Cellular component (GO): mitochondrial outer membrane translocase complex
Source: RefSeq, a predicted model, not a curated record
UUUUGACGUACUGAAAUAGAGUUGGGUUAAGGACGCGUAAAGUCUGAGCUUUAUCGCACUCCGUACUUGUGUUACAUCUAAACUCUUCCUUCUAGUUUCCCAUCAUUGCCCUAUCUGUUCCUCGUUGUUGCGUAGCACGUUAGCAAGAUGAGCGGGGCAAACGGUAAAAAGGGUCCUUCCUCCGGUGUGAUGGAGUGGAUCGGUACAGCGUGUCGAUUUGCAACAGACAGAAACGACUUCAGAAGGAAUCUUCUGGUCAACCUGGGCUUGUUUGCAGCGGGUGUUUGGGUUGCAAGAAAUCUCUCAGAUUUUGAUCUGAUGUCUCCUCAGCCCGUGACAUAACCUGGUCAAAAUACCACACCACCGGAACCAGGAUGACGGUGUCUUGGACCAACAAAGAAGACAGAAGGGACAUGAAUACAUAACUUUUUGUAUGACUAGUUUUACUUUGAAAACAGAUCAUCUUGUUGAUCCAAAUCAGCUUCAUCAGUGUUCUUUGUCCCAUCGAUUUUGAAAUAGCUUUCAUUUAAUGUUUAAAUUUGAAUCGUGUGUGAUGUGAUUUCUGCAGCUAUGUCCACUCAGGAGCUCUUUGUUGCUGCAGCUCGUAAAUGUCUCUCUGCUGGUAGAAAAUCUCUUUCCGUCCCUCAGAGUCUGGAUCUGGCAGUUCAGGUCUUGGCUCUUGAUUUGGGCUUGAAACCGGCUUUAUUGUACGAUAGCAACGGUGCCGGUGCAGAUCAGGUGCAACAGUAUUUGAGCUCUUUGCAGUCUUCCCAGCUUGUGUCUAAGUCACUUCUCACACUGGAUUUAAAUGGAAACACUCUUAUUAUUAAUCCACUUACAGUCAGAUCAAAUAUAGAACUGCUGAUUCAUGAUAACAACGUGGCUGUUAUUGAUGUCUGCCACUCACUGGAGAAGCCCACCAUCGCUGGCCUGCUCAGAGGAGAGCUGAAGAGCAUGGCACAUGAUUUACAGCUUCUCCUGAGAGGGCUGGAACUGAAGGAGGCUGAGAAACCUCGUUAUGUUGGAGAGAAGUCAGAGGAGUGGAACCUGUGCACAGCGUUUGGUAUUUUAUUGGGUUUCCCUGUCACUUAUUGGUUUGAUCAGACCAAGAGUUUUGAAAACUGUCUGACCAUGACUCCUCUGAUGGUGACUACAGCUUCAGCCACAUGGCGGGCAGACACCGCAGGUCACAGGUGUUGUUUCUACUCCUUCAGCGUCCCAGCUGUUGUGCUUAAAGCGGUGAAGUGCAACCUGGAAAACUGGAAGCUUCGUUUAGAAGAAAGAUUUCAGCAGCAAAAUGUCCUAAAGGAUCUUACAGUUUGUCAAUCCCAAGUCACUCUGCCCUCAGUCUGUUUGUAGUGCAAGCAUGGACAUAAACUGUUAAAGA